ACAUGGACAAGUCAGCUAACCGAGGCAGGCUGCAGUACUCCAACCCUCGGCAAUGUCAGGAAGUUUGAACCUGCGAAUGUGUUCAAACACUUUGGAAAAUAUGUGUCUCUCCAUUAAUGAGAAGAUCCUGAGGCAAUGUCACUUGCUGUAUAUGGACUCUGAGUGCGGACUUGUGCACAUCGCCAGCCAGUUGGGACUCAGUCUCCUGGCUCCAAGGAAGAAGAUCACCAUCAUGCUGAUGGGAAAUCAUUCAGCUGGCAAGAGUUCCUUCAUCAACUGGUACAUUGAAGAACACAUACAGAAAACAGGUGUUGCCACAGAAACACAAGGGUUCACUUUUAUCACCAGCGGCAAGAAAAGGGAAUCACUCACGGGCAAGGCUACACUACACCUCUACCCGCAUUUCCAAGCACUGGAACAGAUUAGAGGGUUGGAAGUUUACCUGUCCACUGAGAUCAGUGUUUCCAAGCAGAAGAUGUUUAACUUAGUGAUCUUUAUCGAUACCCCAGGACUCGUGGAUGGCGACAUGACUUACGAGUUCGAUGUUGACAAAGCACUUAUCCAACUGGGUGAACAGGUCGAUUUAAUCUUUGUCUUCUUUGAUCCAAUGGGCCAGGCCCUCUGCAAACGGACCCUGAACGUUGUGGAAAAGCUAAAUGAGAACCAGGGCGAUAAACUAAAGUUCUACCUCAGCAAAGCUGAUGAAGCAGGCCCUGAGACUGACAGACAGAGAGUAAUGAUGCAGAUAGUACAAGAACUGUGCAAACGACCAGGGUUGAACAAAUGCGGCUUUGAUAUGCCAACCAUCUACAUCCCAGACCUAGAUAGGCCAUCGCGUUGUGUGAAUCAGAUCCAAGAGGUGUGUGCAACCAUAGAAAAAACAAUAAACCGAACAGUUCAGAACACGUUGGACCAGCUCGAGAAGGACUGCGGACAAAUUAUCAACACAGCACAGCAGCAGCUCAAGGAGAGCAGCGAACAGAAUUCAAAGAACAGGGCAGCCUGGAUCAAGCGUAUAUUCUUCAGUUCUUCGGCAUUCCUGGUACCGCUGACACUGUUAACAAGUUUCAUCAUUUCUAAUACACCAAGAGAAAAUCUUUCUGAUAUUAUGGGAGAGGAAGUCACAAAAUCUUUGAUGAUCUUGGCGUGGAUAGUAUGUACAACCUGGAACUGGCUGACCGGAGGCAGUUAUUUGCUGGGCCUAAUUAUCCUGAUCGGUUUUAUGGUUGUUUCGAAGCUACUUUCCAAAUGUUUUUGCAGCACCAAACCUAAACUAAGCAGGAAGGAGCGAAAGAGACUCCAGGUGAACCUUGACUAUGUUCAGAGCACCUUGUUUCAGAAAAAGGCACAACUGCAAGAGAUGUAUCUCUCCCAGUGUGUUUCUGAGCAUGAUCUGAGCUGAAGAGGACGAAGAGCACAUUUUUGGGAAGUUCUGAAUGUGAAAAUACCGAUGAGAUUUUGUCCUAAAUUUCUCAAGAAGACGUAUCUCUUGACUCUUCUCUUGGUUCUUCUCAAAUUACAACACCUUCUUGGAAUUAAACUAACACAAUUUGUGCUUCGUUCUCUCGUGUCCAUCUAAUCACUGUU
Leucoraja erinaceus (little skate) is the source of this 1587-nucleotide messenger RNA. RefSeq lists its product as uncharacterized. Gene Ontology annotation, molecular function: GTPase activity; GTP binding. Bases 53 to 1402 code for a protein of 449 amino acids. The record is from RefSeq and is a predicted model, not a curated record. Lineage: Eukaryota; Metazoa; Chordata; Chondrichthyes; Rajiformes; Rajidae. The transcript has 12 exons.